Molecule: messenger RNA, 637 nt
Organism: Lindgomyces ingoldianus
Lineage: Eukaryota; Fungi; Ascomycota; Dothideomycetes; Pleosporales; Lindgomycetaceae
Exons: 1
Coding region: 32-535 (167 amino acids)
Source: RefSeq, a predicted model, not a curated record
UGAAUAGUGACCUGAUGAGCUCCUUCUUCACAUGCCACUGCACCCAACAUCCCUGCGCAAACCCUUCCUCGCAUGCAUUUGCAUAGAGCUUCGAAUGUUUAAGAUGAGAGAACUCAACGUGCUCAUAAUAUCCUCGCUCUUAUCUCUCGGCUUCGCAGAUACCUUUUCCCCAUCUUCUAUUGACUUUUCGCCGCUCGUCACACCGCAGGCUGUGCUGCCACGACAGGAAACCCAAGACUCACGCUUCAUCGGCUUCUACCUCCCCACAGGAACACUUUCCUGUAACGCGAAUUUCUUUUACACAACUGCAGUGUUUUUCGUGCGCAGUACCAGCUCCACAAUCGCGACAUGUUUACCCAACGAACAGAAAACAGAUGUGCGAGGUGCAGAGUGGUGGGUGGAUUGCACGCAUCGGAUUAAUGGAACGAGGGCAGAGACAUUGUACGCCUUUAAUAUUUCCCCUAGUUGUUUGACUAUAUUCCAGCAUAUUUGCACUUAUCAUGGAACAUUGUCAGGACGGGUUUGCCCACGCUAGGAUUAGGGCGAACGUUCAUAGCAUACAAUUUUCAGUCCUGAGAUACUCCAAUCCAACCCCCACGUUAGAUAAUGGAAUGUAGUACAGUACAGUAUGCACUGA